UUGCGAGGCGGCAUGAUGUUGAUAUACGGGGGCCUCGUAAACACACUACAUGAAAGCAAGUGAAGAUGGCGGAUGUGUUGAGCGUUCUUCGUCAGUAUAACAUCCAGAAAAAAGAAAUAGUAGCUAAAGGGGAUGAGGUGAUAUUUGGAGAGUUCUCUUGGCCAAAAAAUGUCAAGACCAACUACAUAAUCUGGGGAACUGGCAAAGAGGGCCAACCCAAAGAGUACUAUACUUUGGACUCCAUUUUAUUCCUGCUAAACAAUGUGCAUCUGCCGCAUCCAUCGUAUGUGCGAAGAGCUGCAACAGAAAACAUCCCUGUUGUUAGACGACCGGAUCGAAAGGGAUUGCUGUCCUACCUCAAUGGCGACAGUUCGACAUCAACGAGCAUUGACAGAAGUGCACCCAUAGAAAUAGGUCUUCAAAGACCAACACAAGUUAAAAGAGCAGCUGAUGAAGUGUCUUCUGAGGCCAAAAAACCAAGGAUUGAGGAUGCAGAACGAGUGCGUCUGGACAAGGAACGCCUGGCUGCCCGCCUGGAGGGUCACAAAGAAGGCAUCGUGCAGACAGAUCAGAUCAGAUCAUUGUCUGAGGCCAUGUCAGUGGAGAAAAUUGCAGCCAUCAAAGCCAAGAUUAUGGCCAAGAAGCGUUCGACCAUUAAAACCGAUCUGGAUGAUGACAUUACACUGAAACAGAGAAGCUUCGUGGAUGCAGAGGUGGAUGUCACCAGAGAUAUCGUUAGCCGCGAGAGGGUUUGGAGGACCCGGACGACCAUCCUUCAGAGCACUGGAAAGAACUUCUCCAAGAACAUCUUUGCCAUUCUUCAGUCAGUGAAAGCCAGAGAGGAAGGGCGAGCACCAGAGCAAAGACCUGCACAAAACACUGCACAAGUGGACCCGUCCUUAAGGAACAAGCAGCCUGUCCCAGCUGCCUACAACAGAUACGAUCAGGAGCGAUUCAAAGGAAAAGAAGAAACGGAGGGUUUCAAAAUCGAUACUAUGGGAACCUACCAUGGCAUGACCUUGAAGUCGGUGACGGAAGGAGCAUCUGCCCGGAAGGCCCAGACCCCGGCGCUACAGCCAGUAGCCCGUCCAGUUUCACAAGCUAGACCUCCACCAAAUCAGAAGAAAGGAUCCCGAACCCCCAUCAUCAUCAUCCCUGCUGCCACCACCUCCCUGAUCACCAUGCUCAAUGCUAAGGAUCUUCUGCAGGAUCUGAAGCUUGUUACAUCAGAGGACAAGAAGAAGCAGGGCAUCCAGCGAGACAAUGAGGUUCUGCUCCAGAGGCGUAAAGACCAGAUCCAGCCCGGCGGCACAACACUCAGUGUUACCGUUCCCUAUCGUGUCAUUGAUCAGCCGCUUAAACUGGCUCCCCAGGACUGGGAUCGAGUGGUGGCCGUGUUUGUGCAGGGUCCUGCCUGGCAGUUUAAAGGCUGGCCAUGGCUGCUGCCUGACGGAUCGCCGGUCGACAUUUUUGCCAAAAUUCGAGCCUUCCAUCUGAAAUAUGACGAGGCAAAGACGGACCCUAAUGUGCAGAAAUGGGAUGUGACCGUCUUGGAGCUGAGCCGCCACAAGCGCCAUCUUGACAGACCCGUCUUCUUACGCUUUUGGGAAACCCUCGACAGAUACAUGGUGAAACACAAAUCUCACCUCCGGUUCUGAGCUCGGAUCAGAGUUUCUCUCUGAAACUCCCUCAGAUUGAUUCCACAGCCUUCCAACUCUGCGCGGUUAACGUGUUUUCCAAGCAACCAAGCCAUCCUCCAACAUGAACCCUAUUUUACCUGGAGGAGGGGGGGACAGAACAUUGAACUUCAGUGAUAACUCCUAAAGCAUUGUUGAGUUUUUCCUUAGAACAUGAGAAACGUCUUUAUGGGGUUUUUCUGUUUCAGUUCCACACUUAUUUUUUUCCAGGUAGUUAAACAGAAAUACCAAAUUAUGAUUGAUGUAAGAGGCUAUUGGCUGUGGAAGUCAUUAAAAAACACGUUACUAAACAACACAGUUGAUCAAUAGGUUUCUGGUUUGCUUUGUUUAGACCGUGGUAUUAAAGAAAUUGUUGCUUUCGGCUCAGAACUGUUCAGAUUGAGGAAAAUAACUGGACACAAAUGAUGCAGAGCUACGUUAGAAGGCAGAGACUUUAAUAACCUUUUGAUUUAGUGUGGUUGUGGUCAGGAUGUACAUACAUGAUAAAACCUGGGAGAGCCAAGAUCUUGGAGCAGAGAAAGCUACAGGUAAGUGAUUUAUGUUAGAAGCCUCUGCUCCGGCUCAGUGAACAACCUAAGUCGGUUCCUACUCCUUCUGUUCAGACCAUCAGCACCUCUACUGGUCAUGUAAUGACUUUGUCUUUUUCUUUGUUGGUGUUGUGCUAGAUGAGAAAUGAUUGCUUUAAGUCAUCACAUCAGAAGGGACGUUAAAGCCUUUGAGAAACACCUACUUGAAUGUUAUUGGCUGUGAUGUACAUGGAUUUCUUUCACUUCAGUACUUAAUAAAGACGAUAUCCCUUUUUCA
This is a messenger RNA of Girardinichthys multiradiatus, 2501 nucleotides long. It is a transcript of the gene cdc73, whose product is annotated as cell division cycle 73, Paf1/RNA polymerase II complex component, homolog (S. cerevisiae). The coding region runs from base 66 to 1658 and encodes 530 amino acids. Lineage: Eukaryota; Metazoa; Chordata; Actinopteri; Cyprinodontiformes; Goodeidae. Gene Ontology annotation, molecular function: RNA polymerase II complex binding. Gene Ontology annotation, biological process: transcription elongation by RNA polymerase II; positive regulation of transcription elongation by RNA polymerase II. Gene Ontology annotation, cellular component: Cdc73/Paf1 complex. The transcript has 17 exons. The record is from RefSeq and is a predicted model, not a curated record.